AGGGACCGGCCGAGGGACAGGGAGAGGGAGCGCGAGCGAGGGUGGAGGGACCGCGACUUUACGGCCGUCGUCGGCGAGCGGCGCGACCACGGUCGUGAGCGCGACAACGACCGCGACCGCGACCGGGCGCGCGAGUACGGCCGCGACCGCGACCGCGACCGCCGCCGCAGCUCGCGCGAGCGCUCGCGCCCUCACGACGUCGAUCGCGCCCCGGGCCGCACGCGCAGCCCUCGCAGCCGCAGCCGCAGCCCUCGCAGUCGGGACCGCAGCGUCCCGGCCCGCGGCAUGGACCCUCGCUCGCGCGACGAGCCGGCGACGCCUCGAGGCGACGAGCGCGUCCUCGCCGCCGAGGCGCCGUCUGCGCCGCCGACGCCUGCACCCGACUCGACCUCUGCCGGCGCGCCCGCCGUGCCCGCCGUGCCCGCCGCGCCGACCGAGCUGUACGAGCGGCUCGUCCAAGUCGGCGAGGGCACGUACGGCAAGGUGUACAAGGCGCGCAACGUCGAGACGGGCGGGCUCGUCGCGCUCAAGCGCAUCCGCAUGGAGGCCGAGAAGGACGGGUUCCCCGUCACGGCCGUGCGCGAGAUCAAGCUCUUGCAGAGCCUGCGGCACCCGAACGUCGUGUCGCUGUUCGAGAUGCUCGUGUCCAAAGGUCACGUCUACAUGGUGUUCGACUACCUCGACCACGACCUGACGGGCGUGCUGCACCACCCGACGAUCGCGUUCUCGCCGGCGCACCUCAAGUCGCUCAUGAAGCAGUUCCUCGAAGGGCUCGGCUUCAUCCACCGCCGCGGCGUCCUCCACCGCGACCUCAAAGGGUCCAACAUCCUCCUGAGCCGCAACGGCGUCCUCAAGAUUGCCGACUUUGGCCUCGCGCGCUUCUACCAGCGAGGGCGCAAGGCCGACUACACGAACCGCGUCAUCACGCAGUGGUACAAGCCGCCCGAGCUCCUGUUCGGCGCGACCGUGUACGACGAGCGCGUCGACAUGUGGAGCGCAGGCUGCAUCUUCCUCGAGCUCUUCCUGCGUCGCCCCGUCUUCCCCGGCCAGGACGAGAUCCACCAGCUCGACGUCAUCUUCAAGCUGACGGGCACGCCGAGCGUCGAGACGUGGCCCGACUUGCACGACCUGCCGUGGUACGAGCUCGUCAAGCCCAAGGACGCCGUCGAGUCGCAGCUGCGCCCGACUUUCUCCAAGUACCUGUCUCCGGCCGGCCUCGACCUCGCCGACGCCCUGCUCGCGCUCAACCCGGCCAUGCGCCCGACCGCCGACGAGGCGCUCCGCAUGGCCUACUUUACGACCGAGGAGCCCAAGCCCGAGAUGCCCACCAUGCUCGCCGACGUCAAGGGAGAGUGGCACGAGUACGAGUCGAAGCGUGCCCGCAAGCGCCAGCGAGAAGAGAACCUCGCCGACAGUGCCGGCCCGACUGCCUGAGCGGCCUCACUCAUCCCCUCCCUUCCCCUCUCCUCCCUCUCGCGCCCUCUCCCUCUUCCAUUAUCGCCUGUCCUCGCACUCGCACUGCAUCCUCUGUCCUGCCGCGACGUCGUCGUCCAUAGUACCCUCACGAGCCCCCUCGUUUCAAUGCAUCUGCAGCCGCAUGUUUUCCCAGCUC
Rhodotorula graminis WP1 is the source of this 1612-nucleotide messenger RNA. RefSeq lists its product as uncharacterized. Gene Ontology annotation, molecular function: RNA polymerase II CTD heptapeptide repeat kinase activity; ATP binding; cyclin-dependent protein serine/threonine kinase activity. Gene Ontology annotation, biological process: positive regulation of transcription elongation by RNA polymerase II; protein phosphorylation; transcription elongation by RNA polymerase II. Bases 286 to 1434 code for a protein of 382 amino acids. NCBI's taxonomy places the organism in Eukaryota, Fungi, Basidiomycota, Microbotryomycetes, Sporidiobolales, Sporidiobolaceae. Gene Ontology annotation, cellular component: cyclin/CDK positive transcription elongation factor complex; nucleus. The transcript has 6 exons. The record is from RefSeq and is a predicted model, not a curated record.